AUGUUGCAAUGUCGUGAUGAUCCACCGCUGUUUAAUCUCGACGAUAAUGCUACUGUGGAAUUUUUUCAGGGAUUACAAGCAUUUAGCGAGAUUUAUACCAUUCUUCAUCGUUAUCUAUGCUUAGUAUUGUGCAGUGUUGGUAUCAUAGUGAACACAUUACAUUUCUUUGUUCUAAGUCGUCGACCUAUGCGCGCAUACAUCAUAAAUGCGUUAUUAUGCGCAAUGGCUGUAUGUGAUGCGUUAACGAUGACUUCAUAUUUGAUCUACAUUCUUCGUUUUCGAAUAUUCGACAAUGCAACGGGAGUAUACGGACAUAUUUUCUUUUUCACUGCAUUUUCCGUCACAUUCAUCUCUAUACCAAAUUUAUUAGUGCAUAAAAUCGUUUCUGUCAACGAAUUUCUUGGUACAAACAUAACACAGCACGAGAAUCUAUACACAGUACAAUUGGAUGAGACUGACAUUAGUGGAUGUACUUUGUUUCGAGCAAAUCUCUGGAUAACAGGAAUAUUUUUCAAGGCUGUCCCAUGUGCUCUUCUGUUAUGGUUCACGAUUGCGUUAAUAUGGAAAUUAUGCGAGAUGAGCGAAAAACGUCGACUUUUGCGAGGAGACGGUAAUGGGAACAAUAACAACAAUGCAAGGAAAAAUGCAAAAAUAAGCAUCGAUAAAACGACGCUCAUGCUCAUUAUUAUGCUCGUUGUGUUUCUCUGCACUGAACUUCCACAAGGAAUGCUCGCUGUCUUAUCCGCCAUCUAUCCAACACACAUUCAUACGAUGGUUUACAUAAAUGUGGGCGAAAUUCUUGAUCUACUCUCAUUAGUGAAUUGCCUUACAUCAUUCGUUCUCUACUGUUGUAUGUCCAGCACAUACCGAGCAACAGUUAAAGCACUUCUGAUGCCAAAUCGAAGAACUAGCGUUCAGAAGAACACUUUAGCUGCACAAUCCUUGAGAUUAUUAAUGUCAUGA
Messenger RNA from Necator americanus (New World hookworm), 963 nucleotides. RefSeq lists its product as uncharacterized. The record is from RefSeq and is a predicted model, not a curated record. Gene Ontology annotation, biological process: G protein-coupled receptor signaling pathway. The transcript is spliced from 8 exons. NCBI's taxonomy places the organism in Eukaryota, Metazoa, Nematoda, Chromadorea, Rhabditida, Ancylostomatidae. Gene Ontology annotation, cellular component: plasma membrane. Gene Ontology annotation, molecular function: G protein-coupled peptide receptor activity. The coding region runs from base 1 to 963 and encodes 320 amino acids.